Messenger RNA from Puccinia triticina, 492 nucleotides. RefSeq lists its product as uncharacterized. Lineage: Eukaryota; Fungi; Basidiomycota; Pucciniomycetes; Pucciniales; Pucciniaceae. Bases 1 to 492 code for a protein of 163 amino acids. The record is from RefSeq and is a predicted model, not a curated record. The transcript has 2 exons.
AUGGCCACUGCAAGAAAAAUUUACUCCGAACAAAGUAGGGGCCACACCUUCAAAGACGAACUGGCCUGGAAGAGCUCGGAUUCAUCCUUAACUCAAACGCUCGAAGGGAACAGAUCGAAACGAUUAAGGCUAGACGAAGAUCUCGAACGAUUGAUUGCGCAGACCGGACACGAUACGAGCCAGAGCAUCCCCGUUAUCCCUACCGAACCGCUCGAAAAACAACAUCAACAAGAACUAGGCAACGAGAACAACCAGGAGGAUGACGAUCAGCUAGAUCUUAACACAUUCGAGUCCGCCGACGACCGCCAACAACAAACUGAGAGAUUGGCCCAGCAAAACUUGCAGCUCGAAAGAGACUUGAAACUCAGUCAGAUCGAAAUCAAUAACCUCAAGUUGCUCAUGCAAUCCGAGACCGAUUGUCCCGACCAUGACAGCGUGAUCCUCUUGAGACUCAUGAAAUCUAGAUUAAAAAAACGCCUUCUCCAACAAUAG